UCACUAAAUACAGUGACCGCAAUCCUGAACAAAAUGACCCCGCAAUCUUUCGAAAAGCUCUCAGGACAGCUUUGCAAACUGGAAAUGACAUCAUCUGAAAUGCUUCGACGAGUGAUUGGUGUCAUCUUUGACAAGGCAGUUGAUGAGCCGCACUUUGCUGUUGUAUAUGCGGCCCUCUGUGCACGCCUUGCCGAGGAAACACGUGUCUGGCCUUUUAUUCGCUCUGUGAAAGAUGAAUCUACUGGACUUUGGUCGUGGAUUGCCGAUCUUGAUGUCGACACGUCAAAGUUACGACCACUACCCAAGCUUUCAUCUGUGGACCUACUCCUAAGUUCCCCAGAUAAUGACUUUGAGGAAAUUGGAAUCGGUCAGCUACAGCUUCAUCCAUCAGAUUGCUUUCUUAAGAACAAUACUCUAGUGUGCUGUUACUUUGCCGAGCAGCGACCUGGAGUUGUCUGGUUUCUGUGUUUAGCGUGUGAGGGCUUCAAAAUUGAACACUGUGCUGUUAGGUUUUUGCUGUGGUACAAGACGCUGAAGCCAGACUAUUUGAUAAUGGCAAAAGCAAGCUAUUUGGCACGUUUGCAACUAAGGCAGAUGCCCAACAAGAUGCAAUGAAAAAAGCGUCCUUCAAACGCUUGCUUCUCAAUCAAUGCCAAGAAGAGUUUGAGCGAAACGUUCGAAGUUCUGGCGGUUCAGCAGCCCUUGAAGCAGCAGCACGUGAGGCAAGAGAUAAUGCGAAGCAAGCCGCCAUAGACGCCACAAGGGCUGCUGCAGAGCAAGGGGUGCCACCCAAGGAACUUCCAGAUGAACUUGAAUUGGAAAUCUGGAUCACAAAGCUGAAGCGACGCAUGCUGGGCAAUGUCAAGUUUAUUGGAGAGCUCUUUAAACAGCAACUUCUAAAAGAAAAGAUAAUGCAUGAAUGUAUUAAGCUACUUCUUGGGUCACUCGAUGAUCCUAACGCGGUUCCAGACGACGAGUCCAUAGAAGCUGCAGCAAAGCUUUUCCUCACAAUUGGCAAGCAGCUUGAGUCACCAGCCGCAUCUAAGGCCAAGCUCGAUGCGCACUACCCUGAGCCCACUAUCUCUAACAAUGCCUUAGCUACGACACUACACUUUCUAGGUACUGCAAGCGGCUCUCUGUUCUUUCAAGAGAUAAAACGAGGCUUGCUGCACGCACACGCUUUAUGCUACGAGACCUCUUGGAGUGCCGUCGCAAUGGCUGGAGAGAACGGCGAGCUAAAGAUGGUCCGCACAAAUUGGGAACAAAAGCAUCCACAACACAAGGAAAAGGCGAAAAUCAGUCUCGUCGUGAUGAGGAACGAAAUCUUGCCCGUGAGCGCCAGCGCCAAGCUAUCUCACAGCAGCAGCAGCAGCAACGG
Molecule: messenger RNA, 1378 nt
Organism: Pelagomonas calceolata
Lineage: Eukaryota; Pelagophyceae; Pelagomonadales; Pelagomonadaceae
Source: the annotation of a GenBank genome assembly